This is a messenger RNA of Gadus macrocephalus (Pacific cod), 4906 nucleotides long. It is a transcript of the gene zhx3a, whose product is annotated as zinc fingers and homeoboxes 3a. Lineage: Eukaryota; Metazoa; Chordata; Actinopteri; Gadiformes; Gadidae. Gene Ontology annotation, molecular function: DNA-binding transcription factor activity, RNA polymerase II-specific; DNA binding. Gene Ontology annotation, cellular component: nucleus. The record is from RefSeq and is a predicted model, not a curated record. The coding region runs from base 512 to 3262 and encodes 916 amino acids. The transcript is spliced from 3 exons. Gene Ontology annotation, biological process: regulation of transcription by RNA polymerase II.
UAGAUGAAAGGGCUUUUGGAUUUUGGGUGACGCUUUGAAUCACGUGUUCAUAGGAAAUACACUCGCUAUAAUUUUGGCUGCCUCGUCCUGCGCCGCCGACCAUAGUUGUUUGCUGUCCAUACUGUGUACCAGGAUAGGUAAUGUACCUUGCAUGUGGUCACUAGCGAGUUCACGCCAGUUCACCGGGUUCACUUGAGGAGACGUCCCACCCCCUCCUCUCAAAGCUGAACGAAGGGAGCUAAUCUAAUAUUAUUCAUUUAUAUAUUAAUGUCGGAUUCCGUCUCCCGGGCCAACCAUUAAGGUUUCCAGCAGUCUACAAAGGCAAACUUGUCCAUGGACCAGAAAUCCUAAAGAGGCGGACCGGCCAUCAUGAAGCAACACUGUGAUGUCAUAUUAACUGCUCCAUGACACUAAACCUCUGUUUGACCUCUCCACUAUCCACCCGCCCUCUGUUUCCAUCAGACCGGACCUUCAACCAGUCACUCACACACACAACACACAGCACUGCACCAUGGCUAGCAAGAGGAAGUCCACUGUGCCCUGCAUGAUACCAUCCAAAUCCAAGCACAUGCGUGAGGAGAUCAUAAUGGGCUGCCUGCCAGAUCUCCUGCCCACAAUCCCAGAAGAUAGCAUACUCAGCAUCUCUGGAGACGGGUCCGGCCACAACCAACACACGUCCCCCAAACCACCCGAAAUCAACAGGGGACAGAAAGGGGGCACGUACAGUUGCUCAAACUGUCGGUUUGAGUCCAGAGACCUGAACUACUUUCUGGACCACAUGCAUAAUUGCCACAUAGACUUCAGAGCACAGCCCACCUUCUACUGCCUCAACUGCGGGGUAUCAGUUGUCCGUUUUGAGGCCCUGGCUCUGCAUAACGCUAAGGCCCACAGAGGAAUAAUGCAAGGCUCCAUCACAGCCUCCCUCCAAGUCAACAAGAGGGACGGGUUGACCACCGUGGAGCAAAGUCUCUUCACUGAAAGUGGGGAAGACUACAGAGAGUCUGGGCUGUCUCUCACCAAAACACCCAUUGCAAAGAUGAUGAAAACCAAGGGAGAGCACAAAAAGAUAGUGGUUUCCCACACUGUGGAGGUACGAAAGAUAGACACUGGAAAGGAUGUAGACCUCAACAUGCUGACAAAUGUGCCUGAACUCCAAAACGGGGCUCUCAAUGUUUCUGGUGCCCCAGCUAUGCCGAGGACUACCGUCACCCGCGUGACCACGACGACGUCCAAUCAAGUCUUUCACCAGCAGACGCCUCCCCUUUACUCCUCCCAUUCCUCCAAUUCCUUUAAAGACCUUCCAAAGGUGAUGAUCCCUCUAAGCAGCAUCCCGACCUACCAUGCCGCCAUGGACACCAGCAGCUUCCUGAAGACAUCCUUUGGCAAGUUCCCCUAUCCGACCAAAGCAGAGCUCUGCUAUCUGACGGUGGUCUCAGAGUUCCCAGAGGAGCAGAUCAAGUUGUGGUUCACCGCCCAGCGGCUCAAGCAGGGUAUCAGCUGGUCUCCUGAGGAGAUUGAAGAGGCCAGGAGGAAGAUGUUCAACACUGUUUUCCAGGGCCAGCCACAGCAGAAGCAGCCGGUAGUGCCACAGCAUGCCAGUCACAUGGUCACCCACCGCACCGUCACCUCCCAGCCUGCCCUAUUGGGCCCAGUAGGACCACACUACCCCAUGCCCAAUAUCCCCUUCGGCAGUUUAAGGAAUCGAUCCACCGGGGUCAUUACCACACAAGCUAACAUGUCCACCAACCCCAAGGUCACGAGGGUCACCUACUCUGCUCCAGCCUACCCCCCAAAGUUUCCAUCUGUUGUUAGAACGGCGCAGGUGCUGAGCAAGAACACCCACCUACCACCGCUUGAGCCAACUAAGAACAAUGGCCUGGACAUGGCUGGAGGCAGUGUCUGCGUCAGUAGCACUAGCAGCAGUCGCAGCAGUAGCAGCAGCAGUUGCAGCAGUAGCAGCAGCAUCAGCAGUUAUUCCAGUUGUAGUAACGGCGGGGAAACUGGAAAAAAGAAGCACGUGAACGGCAACAGCCCCAUUAACGGAAUGGUUACCUGCUCUAACAACACGAGCAAUAAUGAGGAGCACGGCAGCAACACGCACGUCAAAAUGGACACUAUACCCAUGGAGAUGGAAGGUGGUGCCACUACCAAGAGUAAAGUGAUUGUGAAUAACACCAGCAUAACUGACAUGCCCUGCAACACCUAUAACAACAACAGCACUAUGACUCAACACGAGCAGUCCCGGUUCACAAAGCCUAAUGGCGACUGCAAUAACUAUACGAACCAACACACCAAAAACGGCAGUAUAAGUAGUGAUUGCCCCAGCACUACAGGUAACGACAGUGUUCCCGACUUCCCCAACCAUGCAACCAGCAACUCCCCAAACGAAAGCACCAGCACCACUGUCAUUACCAAGAGCUGCAGCAGCCUGUCGCCUCUGGAGGAGGGCCCGUUCACCAAGGACUUCCCCAUCAAAGGCAUGUCGAUCCUGCAGCAACUCAUCAAGGACGACAACCCUGAGCAGGACCCGUGCUGUCCAGAGGUGAAGUUCGAUCCCAUCCAGAUCAACCUGAAGAAACAGAAGAUGAACGACCUGGAGCCUAAGUCAGAUAUGGAUAUUUUUGCGCCUUUAACAAUGAACCCAGAUACAUUCGACAGGCCCCUAUCACAGCCGUCCUUUCCAUCCCCCUGGGGCAAUAUGACCCCUCACCAGGUGCACAUCCUCCGGCAAGUGUUCUGCGGCACACCCUGGCCCAGCAGCCAGCAGUACGAGGACCUAAGCAUCAUGACUGGCCUGCCCAAGUCAGAGGUGGUGCGUUGGUUCAGCGACAGCCGCUACAUCCACAAGAACAGCCAGCGGAAGUGGCUGGAGAGCUACCAGCGCCUGCCAACGGAGUCGGAGGAGUCCAACGCCCGCGGAGAGGCUAACGGCCAGACGCCAAUGGACCCACUGAUGGUGCGGAGGAAUUCCCCGGAGCAAGACAAGACCAUGCACAACGAGGGAUCAGGAGCAGGCAUCAACCUGUGUCAGCGCGAGGUGUGGCAGGAUGCAUACUCCCCGCUGCUCGGCCUGAUGGGCUCCGCCGAGGCCGGGGACCGAGGGAGGCCCGGGACAUCAGUGCCACCUGGGGUCCUGCAGGACCCUUGGUUGGAGAGCGUGAAGGACCACCCGCAGCCAAUGGCCAACCAGUCCUUCAUGGAGCAGCAGACGGAUGCCAGCCAGGCCAGGGAUCGCCUGAGGAUGGAGUUGCUAGAGGUGUGAUGGGUCUGGCCGGCCCCCCACCAGAGGCGGGGCCCGUCGGCCCGGCCUGCUGCCCGGUCCCCCCUGGUGUGUGUGAUCAUCAUGACAGCAGAAGUGAUUGUAGCUGGACCGUUGGAUUCUGACUGUAACUGUGAAUAUCCCCCUCUUCCUCUUCCUCCUCCUCCUCCUCCUCCUCCCUUACACCCCCCCCCCCCUACUCCACCACCACCCUCCGUCCCUCUCACCACCCACCUGCCAUCACUUCCUGCCAUCAUCAAAAGAAAGAAACUUCUCACCUUUUUUGAGUCCUGUAAUGUUUUAACGCCUUUUCAUGCUUCUCUGUGGUCGUGUUGGGGGGGGGUUGGGGUGGGGUGGGGUGGGGUGGGGGGGGCGGGGGGCGAACACGGCGCUCGGCCCGGGGGGAGCGACGGAUCUAACGGAAGGAAAAAAAACAAAAGAGGGAAAGAAGACGCGCACACUAGACUUGGCAUACUGACCCGAAAGAGAGGAAAAAAAUAGGAGAAUGGCAACGGAUAAUGUUUUGGGCAGAGGGAGAAUUAUAUAUAAAUAUAUAUAUAUGAAUAAAACUGCACUAUAAAAGAUGGUUUGUACUGAUUGGACAAACAGAAAAAAAGGAUGUGUCAAGGAAAUGUUCUUGUUAGCUUUGUGAACCUUUUAUUUUUUACUUCUUUAUUUUUUUUAGCAACCAGUACUUCAGCACUGCCUUGAAUUGUACUUGUUUCCGUUACUCUGUUUGUUAAAUUCUAUUUACUCAAUCCUAUACUCACUGUAAGUCCAGAUGCAAUCAAAAUAUGUUUUUUUUAGGUCUGUAUAAAUGUUGGCUACACACAAGAGACUAUAACCAUAUAAUGCACUAUAAAAAAAGAAAAGAAGACAGCAAUGCUAAAAUCACACUGCCCCAGAGUGAGCAUAUUGAUAGUUUUGUGAAAAUCAAUACACUACACUGCCCUGCAAACCCAAUGUGGAGAGAAGCCUGUCACGCUAAAGUUGCCUUACUCAGCUCUGUCCAUGUGUUUAUUUCACCUUCUGGCUAUCACCUAGCUUUUCAGCUGCUGCGCUUUCCAAAAAAAAAAAAAGAUUGUCAGUGCAACAAUAAGUUGCCCGUGCAACAAUAGUCACUGUUGGUCUAUAUCUGUGGAAAAAUAAUAACUUGUGCUGCUUUCUGUACACUUGGAAAUGUUUAAGCUGUAAUUGUAUCAAUUAUUGUUUCUGACUAAAUGAAUAAUGUUGUUAAAUGCAAAAAUAAUCAAUUUGACCCCUUGACAUGACAGAGUGAGACAUCAUGGUAGCUAGAGAGCCAAAUUUGGAGGUGCUUUUUCCCCUCCUCUGAAUAUUCUUGUGUUCUUUUAAAACAUACAUUCACUACAUAAAUCCUAUUAAGCUGCAUCUUUGUUGAGCUGCUAAAAAGCUAAGAACGGUGCUAUACCAUCCAAAGUGAAAUUGGAGGUCACUCUCCUACCAGCAGUGUAUGCACUUGUGUCGAAUGUUACAAAAAAUAUUUUGGUUUGAGACUAAUGGAAUCUGGACUUACGGUGUUAAGAUCACUUAAAUCUUUUAUGAAAAACUCUUGAUCAUAAAGCACUGUUGUAUCAUCCUUUCUAAACUUCUGAAUCUUUACAGAAUAAACAGAAUACUCACCAAGCA